AUGAAAGUUCUACUAUUCUCCCUGUUUUUUGUUGUACUUGUGAACGGUAUUAUAUUUGAUAACGGUGGCGAUUCGUGUGACGACGAUGAUGAUGGUCCCGGUGGAAUUAUGUUGGGAGGAGGCGACUCCGGCUCCUGCGAGGAUGACCAACCACAAUUUGUUCUAAUCGGACAGGCUAUGAGAGGAGGUGGCGGCGGUGGAGGUCACCGUCAUCACAGAGGACACCGACACCGGGGACAUGGAGGUGGAGGUGGCAGAGGUGGAUUUAUGAUUGGAGCGGAGAGGGGAUGA
Molecule: messenger RNA, 291 nt
Organism: Caenorhabditis remanei
Lineage: Eukaryota; Metazoa; Nematoda; Chromadorea; Rhabditida; Rhabditidae
Exons: 2
Coding region: 1-291 (96 amino acids)
Source: RefSeq, a predicted model, not a curated record